Molecule: messenger RNA, 2849 nt
Organism: Panonychus citri (citrus red mite)
Lineage: Eukaryota; Metazoa; Arthropoda; Arachnida; Trombidiformes; Tetranychidae
Product: glypican-6-like
Exons: 6
Coding region: 251-2287 (678 amino acids)
Biological process (GO): regulation of protein localization to membrane; regulation of signal transduction; cell migration
Cellular component (GO): synapse; plasma membrane; extracellular region
Source: RefSeq, a predicted model, not a curated record
UUCUUAAGGUAAAUGAGUGAACAUUUUUAUCUUCAUCUUUAAACAGUUAACAUAAUUGUUAUUUUAUUGAUUCUUUUUCGCAACUGUUUCUUUUACUAAUUUACUCAUUUGAGUUGGAGAAAAGAAAUGGCCAACAAUUAGAUUAAAGUGGUUUUAAUUGUGAUGUUGAUUAACUUGAUUGGUCGGUGAUCGAUUACCUCUUUUUUUUGCUCUAUUCUCUCAGUUUUCUUUUUCCAUCAUCAUCAUCAUCAUGUUAUUACACAAGAAAAAGAAGCGAUCAUCAUGUUCCCUCCAUCAUGUUAACCAUUUGAAUCGUGAUAAUGAUGAUCAUCUUUACUGUUUUAAUUGUUCACCUAAUCAACGAUUAACUGAUAUUCCAGUUAAAAUUUGUAGAAAAGAAUGUUCAUCUUCCAAUAUUUUCCAUUUUUGUUUACCUUCAAGUGAUCAUUUUCUGUGGACAUUGGUCAAGUCAUUGUCUUCUUUUUCUUCGACACUUUUUUCUUUUUCUUUUUUUUCCAUCACAUGGAUUUUAUUUCUUGUUCUUUGUACAUUAUUUUUCCAAACUUCAUCAGCUCUACCUUCUUCUUCAUCGUUAUCAUCAUCAUCUUUUCCAAUAUGUCGACAGGAUAGAUCUUUGUGUUCAAGUAAAGAGGAAAGUGAAUUUUAUGAAUUAGGUGGACAACAAUUGAAUUCCCUUCUCGGUGAACCAAUGAGAAAAGUUGCCAAUGAGUUUGAUGAUUUUCAUCGUAAAUUUAACGAUGAAGUAACUAAUUUACUCGAAAAUUCAAAGUAUGGAUUCCAUUCAAUGUUCACCCGAACCUAUGGUCAGUUGUACCAUAAACACUCAUCGCUGUUUACUCACCUGUUUGAAGUACUUAGAAGUUAUUAUGAUACAAAUUCUGUUAAUUUGGAAACUGAAUUUGGAUUAUUUUUCACCAAUUUGUAUCAGAAAAUAUUCCAAGAGCUUAAUUUCCAGUACAGUUUUACCGAUGAAUAUAUGAAAUGUCCACAGACUUAUAUGCAUCUUCUUAAUCCGUUUGGUGAUGUACCGAAAAAGCUCAUCAUUGAAUUUCAACGUUCCUUUACUGCGGCCAAAGUUUUCUCUCAGUCAAUCAAAUCCGCUUCCGAUUUAAUUAAAUCCGUUAAAGAGCAACCAGUGACACCCAAUUGUCAAAAGUAUUUCAUUCAGAUGAACUAUUGUCAGAGAUGCGAAAACUCAUCGAAUCGGAUUCCAUGUUAUGGUUACUGUUCCUCAGUCAUUUCUUUAUGUACUUCAAGUAAUCGACACUUAAAUAAAGACUGGAAUUCGCAACUUGAUAAAUUAUUGGCGAUAAUGAAUCGCCUUGAAAACUCAUUCAGCAUCGAAGCGGCUGUUGGCCCAUUGGAUAUCAAAAUUUCCGAGGCCAUUAUGAACUUCCAAGAAAAUGGAGUCAACAUUACAAAAAAGAUUUGGCAAUAUUGUGGUAAACCCAAGGUUGGUAAACGAAGAGCAAUCAACCGGGAAUCAUAUGAUUCGCCUUCACCUUCAUCGGGAAAUUUUGGUUACUCAGGAAGCGACGGGUCACCUUUAGGUCACAUGCUGAACGAAUUCAAGAAAAACUUGAAAAAAUUCAAAGAUCUAUGGAUUAAAUUACCUGAGACAAUUUGUAAUUCAUCUCUUUCCACCUCGACAAUUAAUCAUGAUAAGAUAAACAAUCCAACUGAAUCAUGUUGGAAUCAAAGUGAUGCUACACAACAGCAACAAUUAACUGACAGAGGUGAACCUGUAAUUGAAAAGAUUGAAUUUAUUAAAAGCCAAAGGAUGUUAAUGAGAACCGUUAAUCAGAAACUGGAUGCUGCUUAUAAAGGAUCAGAGAUACAAGAAGAUGAUGAAACCAAUGGUGGAAGUGGAUCCGGAAGUGGUGAUGGAGAUUACGAAGAUUAUAAAGAUUAUGAUGAGGAUGAUGAAAAUCCUGACGAUUUAAUCAACAAACCAUCAACAUCCUCCCCCCAAUCAUCAUCAUCAUCAUCGUCAUCAUCUAAUGUUGAUUUAUCAUCCAGUGGGAGUACAACAGUUAAAAUUGAUGAUUUACUAACUAAAUCAAAUUCAACGAUAAAGUUUGGUGAAAAAAUUGAUUCAAAUGAAUCAAAUAAAAUCAAUUCAACUGCCACUAUUAUUAACAAUCAACAAUCACCAAGUCAAUCAUCAAACAAUCAAUUAAAAGAUUCAAGUUCAUUGGCACAACAAUCAAGAGGAUUCAUUUUUAUUCUGAUAAUUUUGUCAAUCUUUUCAGCUCAAUCACUGUGAUAACUUUUAGCAUAAUUAACAAAUUGUAAUACACUUUUUGAUUGUAGUUUCAAUCAAUCACGAAACAUUCAACAAUCAACUAGCCAGGAUUAAUUAGUAAAUCCUAAUUAUCCUCUUUUCCUUAAUUGCUUGUAUAAAAAUCAUUUUUUUAUGUAAAUAAUUUAAUUACCCAAACUAUCAACUUUUAAUUCAAGUUGUUAGUUAACAUUAAUCAUCAUCUAAUUGGUAAACAAAACCAUAAAUUGUAACUAUUUAAUUAUUUACCUGUAAAUAUUAAGUUCACAAUUUAAUAGUAUGUAAAUCAAUAACAAUCAACUUAAAUUAAUGAAACUUUGCUACUGAAUUAUUAUUAUAAUAAUCAUUUAAUUUCACUUGUCAAACAAAUCAAUGUUUUCAUACAAUUUUAAAUUUCAAUUGCAAUUAAAAGUUUAAACAACAAAUUAUUCAACCAAUUAAAUUGUUCAUUUGAUGGAUAUUCAAUUAAUCAAAGUUAUCUGAUCAAGUGACACGAGUUUGAAAACAAUUAACUUUAAUUGUUUAUCAUUUUUAGACUUUCUUUUUG